Molecule: messenger RNA, 1039 nt
Organism: Cephus cinctus (wheat stem sawfly)
Lineage: Eukaryota; Metazoa; Arthropoda; Insecta; Hymenoptera; Cephidae
Product: GPN-loop GTPase 3
Exons: 3
Coding region: 169-996 (275 amino acids)
Molecular function (GO): GTPase activity
Source: RefSeq, a predicted model, not a curated record
ACCCUUUCAUGAGAAGAGGUCGUUUACGUUAACCUCAAAUUUUUAACAAAAUCACGCAUACAUAUGAACGAUAUAAUAAAAAGAAUAUAACGAACACAGACAAUAACAUUUAUAUAAAUAAAUCUACUAUUAUUUAAUUAUUACCUGUUUACUGAAUUUACAAGCGUAAUGAGAUACGGUCAGCUAGUAAUGGGUCCAGCUGGUAGUGGCAAGUCGACCUAUUGUUCUACUAUGCAAAGGCAUGCAGCAGAUGAGAAUAAACUGUUGCACAUAGUAAAUUUAGAUCCUGCUGCAGAAUAUUUUGAUUACGAACCAUUAGUUGAUAUAAGGGAACUUAUACAUGUUGACGAUGCUAUGGAGGAUGAUGAGUUAAAAUUUGGUCCAAAUGGAGGACUUAUUUUUUGCAUGGAAUACUUGGUGGAAAAUUCGAAGUGGUUGGAAGAGAAACUUGGUGAUACCGAUGACGAUUACAUUCUCUUUGAUUGCCCUGGUCAAAUAGAAUUGUAUACACACAUGACUGUCAUACGCAAACUUAUCGAAGUACUCCAAACUCUGGAUUUCCGUUUAUGCAGUGUCUUUCUCAUUGAUAGUCAAUUUAUGGUGGAUGGAGCAAAAUUCCUUUCUGGAACAAUGGCUGCACUAGGUGCCAUGAUAAACUUAGAAUUACCACACGUUAACGUCCUAAGUAAAAUGGAUCUACUGUCCAAGAGCGCCAGAAAACAAUUGGAUAAUUACUUAGAGCCAGAUCCACAAAGUUUAGUGACAGAGAUUGGCAAUGACCGAUGGAGUAAAAAGUAUCAAAAGCUUACAGAGGCUCUCGGAAGUAUUGUAGAGGACUACAGUUUAGUACGCUUCUAUCCGCUGAAUAUAAAAGACGAGGAAAACAUUGGAGAUAUUCAGUUAACUAUAGAUAAUAUCAUACAGUUUGGUGAAGAAGCAGAUGUAAAAACUAGAGAUUUUUGUGAAGAGGAUGAAGAAGAGCAUGAUGAUACGUAAAAAGUUGGAUGAUGAAUAAACGCUAUGAAAUAUUUUUUAGAAA